This is a messenger RNA of Gambusia affinis (western mosquitofish), 4371 nucleotides long. RefSeq names its product pre-B-cell leukemia homeobox 3b (gene pbx3b). NCBI's taxonomy places the organism in Eukaryota, Metazoa, Chordata, Actinopteri, Cyprinodontiformes, Poeciliidae. The transcript has 11 exons. The record is from RefSeq and is a predicted model, not a curated record. Gene Ontology annotation, cellular component: nucleus. Gene Ontology annotation, molecular function: DNA-binding transcription factor activity, RNA polymerase II-specific; RNA polymerase II cis-regulatory region sequence-specific DNA binding. The coding region runs from base 1279 to 2745 and encodes 488 amino acids. Gene Ontology annotation, biological process: eye development; neuron development; regulation of transcription by RNA polymerase II.
UGCCUGGCUCGAACCGAGGCUCGCAAGCGGCUAUGCAGUUCUUCAUCAAACUGUGCAAAAACUCUCAUUAUGCAUUUGCCUGCGGUGCUGCAGAGCUAAAUCUCGAUCAUUGCUAGAGAAUAUGCACAUAGCUGCAGCGUGCACGCGCGAGGAAAGAGGAUACCCUGCCUGCAGCCGCUGCAAGAAAGAGAGAGGAGACUCAGCCGUGCUUUCAUCAUUAUAAUCACCAUCCUAAGUGCUCGCUCUUAACAUUUUGUUUUUCGCUGUUCGGGCGAGAAGUGACAAGAGUAUAGACCCCUCCUCUGCAGGGCGGAGCGUGCAUUUUCAUUUCGGUAUUUUGUAUUUUUUUUUUUUAUUAUUUUUUUCCCCUCCUUCCUACCCCUGUACCCUGCUCUGACACGUCUGCACUGAGUGAGUGGCAUUGGCACACUGUCAAUCGCUCACUAGCGCUGCCAUCAAACAACAUAAAACACACACAGGCAGAGGGCUGGAGCUCAUAAAUUUCAGCAGGGCAAGAUAUUUUUUGCGCAUCGCCUUUUAUACAGCGUUCUAUCCUAAUUAAUUUCGUCUCGCCGUUGCUUUUUUCUCCCCUUUCUUUUGCAACAACAAAAACAACAAAUAUCUCAACUUUUUCUACAUUUCAUAUUUUUUUAAUAGUGACCUUUGGACACCUUGCUGCAGAUUGUGAUUUAAAAAAAAAUACAGGGAACAUUACUCCACGUUUACCUGAGAUUUAGCCUGAGAUUUUUAAUUUUAAAUUUUUACCACUAUUAUUUGUUUACACAUUUCCACGUUGGAUAAUUUUCGCAAAGGAGGAUUUGGACAUUUUCAAGAGGACAUGCGCCGGGGAUUCUGGUGAAGAGACCACCAAGGACCGUUUCUUGUCUCCACUGCCGGUGUUAAAUCGCAGAGAGAGAGAGUGAGAAAGAGGGGGAGAAAAAAGACUGAUCGGUGCGAGGAUUUGGAGCGGGGAUAUGAUGGAGCGUCAAUUUUGACGAAGAAGUUUUAAGAAGAAGAAAAAUUUUUCUUUUCUUUUUUUUUUUUUCUCACGCAAAACACUGCCACGCGUUUUUGGGCACUUUGGACCCGCGCGUAAAAAAAGAAAGCAUCAAGAGGACUACUUCACACUAAAAUAUAUGUAUAUAUAGAUAUAGAUAGAUAGAUACAUAUACCUACUGUAGUUAUUAUUCAAGAAACACGCGUCUUUAUUUCGCUGAACAAACACUGCGUUUGCAUCCAUCCUAGUCUCUACGGCAUAUGCUCUAGCCGAUUUCGUAUAUGAGUUUUUCAAUUUGUGUGGCUCAGUGCACAGACUCUUUAGCGGCUACUAUGGACGAUCAAGCCCGGAUCAUGCAGUCCAUCGGCGGCGUCAGUCUGGCCGGCCACUCGGUGCAGGGAGGCAUGCCGCUGCCGCCUCCGCACGGACACGACGGGACGGACGGGGACGGGAGGAAGCAAGACAUCGGUGACAUUCUGCAUCAGAUCAUGACCAUAACCGAUCAGAGUCUGGACGAGGCGCAAGCAAAAAACAGGAAACAUGGACUGAACUGUCACAGAAUGAAACCAGCACUCUUCAGCGUUCUCUGUGAAAUCAAAGAAAAGACAGGUCUCAGCAUCCGAGGUGCCCAGGAGGAGGACCCUCCGGACCCCCAGCUCAUGCGCUUAGACAACAUGCUGCUGGCAGAGGGAGUGGCAGGGCCGGAGAAGGGCGGCGGAUCUGCGGCAGCUGCGGCGGCGGCUGCAGCCUCAGGAGGGGCGGCCGACAACUCCAUCGAACAUUCUGACUACAGAGCCAAACUCACACAGAUCAGACAGAUCUACCACACAGAGCUCGAGAAAUAUGAGCAGGCAUGCAACGAGUUCACCACCCAUGUGAUGAACCUGCUGAGGGAACAGUCUCGCACGCGGCCCAUCUCGCCCAAAGAGAUCGAGCGCAUGGUGGGAAUAAUCCACCGCAAGUUCAGCUCCAUCCAGAUGCAGCUGAAGCAAAGCACCUGCGAGGCUGUCAUGAUCCUGCGCUCCAGAUUCCUUGAUGCCAGGCGAAAAAGGAGAAACUUCAGCAAGCAGGCGACGGAAAUUUUGAACGAAUAUUUCUACUCGCACCUCAGCAACCCGUACCCGAGCGAGGAGGCUAAGGAGGAAUUGGCCAAGAAGUGCAGCAUCACCGUUUCCCAGGGGGUGGGAAGCACCAUCACAGUAUCACAGGUAUCCAACUGGUUCGGCAACAAACGGAUCCGGUACAAGAAGAACAUCGGCAAGUUUCAGGAAGAGGCCAACCUGUACGCCGCCAAGACGGCCGUGAACGCGGCACACGCUGCAGCCGCUGCGGUGCAGAACAGCCAGGCCAACUCCCCCACCACUCCCAACUCCGGAUUCCAGAUGAAAGAUGAAGAGUUUCAGCUGGAUUCUGCAGAGAGCAAAAACACUCUUUUAAGCAACAUGUUUACUGGUUCUUCGGGUUCUUUUAGCCUCCCAAACACUGGGGACAUGUUCUUGAGCAUGCAGAGUCUGAAUGGGGAUUCUUACCAAGGGGCACAAGUCGGAGCCAAUGUACAGUCACAGGUGGAUACCCUGCGCCAUGUUAUCAGUCAGACGGCAGGAUACAAUGAUGCUCUAGCAGGAAACACCAUGUAUAGCCCUCAUGGCCUAAAUGCUAAUGGAGGAUGGCAAGAUGCAAGGACUCCAUCUUCUGUGAUCUCUCCCACAGAAGGGCCUGGAAGUGUGCACUCGGACACCUCAAACUGAUUAAUGCAUCUUCCCCUGCAGCGCAGCAUGGACUUCUUCAUUUCCUGUAAAACAGACAAGGACUUAAAAAGCAAAAAAAAAAAAAAGGCAAGAGUUUUCCUUAAGAUUUCCGGUGACCGCGGCGCACACGUGCACAUGGCAUCCUCCGUUAUGGACACUAAGUGUUUCCUGAUCGCUCAGACUUUUUCUUUCAUGCAUCGACUGUAAUCACCAUGCUUUUGUAAACAUGCACCACAACAAACACGUACAAAUACAAACACAAACACAAGCAGUCUCUCCCCACAAGCCCCCAAACCAAACAUAAUCUUCCAAACUUUCAGGACGAGUAUCUCCAGCUCUGCUACGAAAAUAACCGGAUGACAUUUUAUGACAUUUUAAACGCCCAUUCGUUCGAUUCUUGAUUUGAUAGCCGCUCUCCAUUUUGAUAAUUGAGCGCUCUUUCGUUUCCUUCAAUUAAUGCCGCUGUUUCUUUGACUCUAAUGUGCUCGCAGCCUUGUCCGGCGACUCGACAAUGCUCGACGCUGACAGCUCGGUGGCAGCUUCGCGGUUACUUCCCAAGAUUUAUUUUUGUCUCACAGCUGUGUACAUGAGUGCGAGAAAACGACUAUUCGAAGCGCGGAACGUAAAGAAGCGUAAUUGAUUGCUUGACUGAAAACGUGACGCGGUUCCAUAUUUUAUAAUUUGACGUUUUGUUGUGUACAUAUGUAAACAUUUCUUUUGUACUGCUUAUGGAAUCAACAAAUCUCCCCUACAGUAGAUCAUUCUGACACGGCCUACAGGAGCCCGCCCCAUUACACUGGAAAAGUUGUACAUAAUAUAGCCUAAGAGUAAUUAAAACAUCCAACCAAUCAAUACGCCACUUUCUUACCUCAUUCAUAAAAACCAGUCAUUUGCAACAUUUCCGUAGCUUAGAGUGCUCACUUACUACCUCUAAACAAUAUCGCCAUCAUAAAAUCUUUCUUUUCUUUUCUACUUUUCUGCUCCUUAUUUAAUGGUUUAAUCUACUUAUUUUUGAUUACAUCUCACAACAGUGUAAACUCUUCAUUCCCUAUGUAAUCUAAUGUAUAUUUUAAUCUUUUAAUAAAAUUGCGUUGCUGUGCUGCAACUUAAAAUGAAACAAAAAAUAAAAAAUGAUAUUAACACAAUGGGGGGAAGGGGGGCGCAGACAGGGAUCGGGUGAAGAAAUUGUUGGUUUAAUGGCUUUUAUUGAGGGCGGGGGUGGUACACACCAAACAGUAAAACUGUUGUAAAUACUGAAGAAGAAGAAAAAAAAAAAACAUUUUGAAUGUUGCUCAUCUUGUUACUAAAUCAUUCAGAAAAAAAAGAAAAAAAAACUCACUAUAAAAACUGUAAUGCAUAGAGGUUUCAGUAUUCAGAACUGUACAUUUCCUGCUCUGUUCAACAGGGUUCAAGACUUCUUUUUCUCUCUUUUUUUUUCUUUUUCUAUUGUAUGUGAUUCUGAAACUGAAAAAAAAAAAGUCAUGACAAAUGAUUUGUGGCAGUGAUUCUAAUGUAUUAAAGAUGUUUAGUGUUACUUUCUAACCAGACUACACCCUGGACAGAAAAGUCUUCCUUGUGGUAGUUGUGUAAUUUCAAACAUGAAUAAACCUUUUUGCUUUCAUGACA